AUGCCAACUCAAAAGGAAAGCGAUGCAUCACGAUUAACCUCACUAAACAAAGAGAGGGGAAUCGUUAAAGGUCAGGUAACUCGCAUUCACAAUUACUUCACAGAUCUUACCAUUGAGAGCGCGGACCCUGAGGAGAUCGCAGUAAGAGAACAAAAGCUCCGCGGUUUAUGGGAUCAAUUCGAGAUUGCUCAAGCUAAAAUAGAGGAUAUUCAGGCAGAGGAUGAGGAUCCUAAUCAAUCGGAAGAACAAAAAAGGGAACGAUCAGAGUUCGAAACUACAUAUUAUCAUUCGAUGGCGUUGGCCAAACGGCUCCUUGCGCCAACGACACCACGCGACACACCAGGAGCUUCGAGACCACUCAGGACUCCAGCAGUCGACGAACCAGAGGGAGUUGCGACAUCCAGCAUAAAAUUGCCGCAGCUCAAUCUCCCUAAGUUCGAUGGCAAUUAUUCGCAGUGGCUGUCAUUCCGAGAUUCAUUUCAAGCGCUCAUCGAUGAGUGCAAUACCUUGUCAGAUAUUCAGAAAUUUUAUUAUUUGCGCUCUUCGCUUCAAGGAGUCGCUGCUCAAGUAAUAAACUCCCUAGAAACCACGGCGGAUAAUUAUCACGAAGCAUGGGAAUUGUUAAAGACGAGAUUUGAGAAUAAACGUCUGAUGUUACACCAUCACGUACAUUCGCUCUUUGACAUAACCUCGAUUCCAAAGGAAUCAGCUUCACAGCUUCGUAAACUCGUAGACGAUAUCCUUAAACAUUUACGAGCGCUCAAAACACUUGGUCAACCAACUGAUCAAUGGGACUGUCUCAUGAUUUAUUUAGUAAGUUCUAAAUUAGAUGCAGCCACAAGGCGUAAAUGGGAAUCAAGUAUCACGACAAAUACUCCUCCGACAUUUAAGCAACUCACAGAUUUCUUGACACAACAUUGCUCAGUAUUGGAGACCUUGCAGCCCGCGAAACUUACAACUAACAAAGUGCAAGCCGAACGGAAGGAUAAGAAACCAGAACAAACUACUUCAUGCGUGAGCACUAAAGAUACUUCCAAGGCUUGUCCAACAUUCAUUCGGUUGAGAAAUGCUUGGCGGGCGGAUGUAAGCGAUGUGGUAAAAAACACGUUAAUCCAUUAUGACCGACCGCGUGUCGAGAAUCAGAGCGAAGCUUCGCCUAGUGAAGGGAGCAGCAUCAAGUCAGAUACUCGUAAUAAUAAGUCAAAGGAUCAAUCAGAUCAAGUUUCAUUAUCGCAAUGCGUGGCUAGGAAGAGACCGCAAGGCUUACUGUCUACAGCACUAGUCCUAAUUUACGAUAAGUCAGGUCGAUCGCAUGUGUGCAGAGCUCUUUUGGAUUCGGGAUCUCAGUCGAAUUUGAUCACGACGCAGUUUUGCGACAAACUACAGUUAACAAAGUACGAGGCAGAUGUUUCGAUCUCUGGCGUCAACUUAAACCGCUCUACUGUUAAGAAAUCCGUUCACGCGACGAUUAAAUCACGAGUGAACGAAUUCAAAUCAAAUCUUUCGUUUCUAAUUCUGGAUCAAAUCACCGAAAACUUACCAAUGUCCGGAAUCGAUAUUCAACAGAUCACAAUUCCAGAUAAUAUUGUCCUAGCAGAUACGUCUUUUCACAAGCCGGGGAAAAUCGACAUACUUCUCGGAGCCGGUGUAUUUUGGAGACUGUUGUGCGUAGGACAACUCCACAUGUCAGGCGGUCAAUUAAUACUACAGAAAACUAAACUAGGUUGGAUUGUGUCGGGUAACAUUUUGCCAACUAAGAUGAAGCACGCUGACACAGAGAUAGUAACAUGUGGAGUAGCUUUUGAGAAGACCCUCGAAGAACAAGAACAACUAUGCGAGGAGGAGUUUAAGACAACGCAUCGUAGAGAUCAAGAUGGACGAUUUAUUGUUGGACUUUCAUUUCGUCAAGACAUCGAUCAGUUGGGAGAAUCCCGUAGCACGGCAGUCAAACGCUUACGAGCACUGAACCGGAGAUUGGAUCGACAACCCGAACUGAAAAUGCAAUACAAGGCAUUUUUAGAUGAGUACCUCACAUUAGGCCACAUGACAGAAGUCAACAGCUCCGACGUCCAGAACGAGACAUUGUACCACUACAUUCCGCAUCACGCAGUGUUAAAAGAAUCGAGCACAACGACUAAAUUACGCGUUGUUUUUGAUGCAUCGUGUAAGACAUCUACCAACGUUUCUCUUAAUGACAUCUUGCGAGUCGGCCCUACUAUUCAGCAAGAUCUGUUUGCAAUCGUCGCUCGUUUCCGACAACAUCAAUACGUUAUUACUGCAGAUAUAAUAAAAAUGUUUCGGCAGAUACAAUUACGAGAUGAUCAACGCGAUCUUCAGAGAAUCCUGUGGCGGUCAGAUUGGAGUCAACCGAUAAAGGAAUACAGAUUAAAUACAAUCACAUAUGGACUCGCCACAGCACCGUUCCUCGCAAUCCGAUGUCUUCAUGAAGUGGCUUAUCAACACGAACAGGAGUCUCCAUUCAUCAGUAACAUCAUUCUGAACGACUUCUAUGUCGAUGACCUGCUUACCGGUGGCGAUACGAUAGAGCAAGUCAAGAUCAUUAAGAAAGAAAUCAGUCGAAUAUUGCUCACCGGCAGAUUUCCACUUAGGAAAUGGAAUUCAAACACACCCGCCAUUAUCAUAGAUGAAAUCGAGAACACAUCAGCGGAUGAUCAACCUAUUGGAGACGAGGUCAAGACACUGGGACAUUAUUGGAAUCCACUGGAUGAUGUUCUUCGAUACAAGAUAAACACGAAGAGUGACAACACACGAAUAACGAAGAGAACACUCUUAUCACUCAUAUCCCAGAUUUACGACCCACUAGGCUUAGUUGGGCCGGCUUGUAUCAGAGCCAAAAUCAUCCUUCAGCAGCUCUGGCGUCUAAAAAUCGGAUGGGACGAAUCUCUGCCAGCCGAUUUGCAUACCAUGUGGGUGCAAUAUUACAGCCAGUUGUCUUCUAUCAGUAGCAUCUCAAUUCCACGACUCAUCGUUUGCGCAAAUCCUAAGAAGAUUGAACUUCAUGGAUUCUGUGAUGCAUCCGAGAGUGCCUACGGAGCAUGCAUUUUCAUUCGAUCACUCACCGUCGAGGGAGAAUAUUUAGUAAGGUUACAUUCAGCGAAGUCCAGAGUAGCUCCUUUAAAGGUCAUCAGUAUACCGAGGCUUGAAUUAUGCGGAGCCCUUCUGCUUGCGCGACUCGUGCGCAAAGUUCUGGAGGCGUUAACCUUAUCAAUCGAUGAGAUACACUAUUGGUCGGAUUCACAGGUCACAUUAGCUUGGAUCGCCGGAGAGCCAACUGAGUGGAAGACCUUUGUAGCGAACAGAGUCGCUGAAAUACAGCGACUAUCCAAUAAGAACUGCUGGCAUCAUGUGUCUUCUAAGGACAAUCCCGCGGACGUAUUGUCACGUGGCAUCAACCCAGAGCAAUUGGAGAAUUUUAGAUUAUGGUGGAACGGCCCGCCAUGGCUAUCUCAACACAUCGACAUAUAUCAUAAAUCUAAACCAAUCGAUGAAGAAGUUAUAAACACAAGUGUCGUCGAAGCAGCAGAGCAAAUACCCGUUCUCAACAACGUUAUUCAAGAGUUUGACUUGUUAGAGCGAUAUUCUUCUUGGUCAAAACUUAAAAACAUAAUGGUAUACUGCUUACGAUUCAUUCGCAAUGUCAAACAAUUGUUGGUGACAAGGAAAUCUAGAGACUCUAAUAAUCGACAAUCCACCCUGAAUCCAACAAUAAAGGAGAUACAGUUGCCAUCGGUAGAAGAGUUAGAGCAAGCAACUACAACGAUCCUGAGACUCAACCAAGCACGAGAUUUCCCGCAAGAAAUACGAGAUUUGACAAGUAGGCGCAAGUUGCAAGGAAAUAGCAAACUAUUGUCAUUAAACCCGUUCAUCGAUGACAAUGGGCUUAUACGAGUUGGAGGACGCCUUCGGCAAGCUCCAUUGCCGUACACACAGCGUUUUCCAGUAGUGCUAUCGUCCGGCGGUCAUAUCACGAAACUAAUCAUCCGAGAUCAACAUGUGAGAAAUUUGCACGCCGGUCUGCAAGCAUUAUUAAGUAUCAUAGGCGAGAAAUAUUGGAUCUUAAGUGCACGAUCCGCGGUCCGAAGAGUUCUGCACGGGUGCAUCAUCUGUUUUCGUACGAGUGCAAAGAAUCCUCACCAAUUAAUGGGUGACUUGCCUGAAUGUCGAGUCACGCCCUGCCGCGCAUUUCUAAACGUAGGGGUAGAUUACGGAGGACCGUUCAACGUUAAGGUCUCACGGAACAAAUCAUCCAAGGCAUAUUUAUGUUUAUUUGUGUGUCUCGCAACGCGUGCGGUACACCUAGAACUUGUAACCGAUCUCAGCACUGCGGCAUUUCUCAAUGCAUUACGGCGGUUUAUUGCGCGGCGAGGUAAAUGCGCGAAUAUUUACUCAGAUAACGGCUCUAAUUUUGUUGGCGCCAAUAAUGAGCUCAAGGCUCUGUUGAAUUUACUACGAGACAAAUCUCAUCAGUCAGAGGUAUCACAGUAUUUAUCCGAUCGAUCAAUUAAGUGGCAUUUUAUACCGCCCUACUCUCCCCACAUGGGUGGCAUUUGGGAAGCCGGCAUAAAGUCCGCCAAGACGCAUCUGAAGCGAGUUCUUGGCAAUCCACUCGUGACAUUCGAGGAAUUCUACACAUUAUUGACAGAGAUUGAAGCAAUUCUUAAUUCUAGGCCUCUGACACCGAUGUCGAGUGAUCCUAAUGAUUUCUCUGCUCUUACCCCGGGUCAUUUUUUGAUCGGUUCAUCCUUGACUGCUAUACCUCAGGUGGAUUUGCAGGACACCGUUUCAAAUCGUCUAACUCGUUACCAAUUAUUGAUUAAAUUAUUACAACACUUUUGGUCUCGAUGGAGUAGAGAAGUGUUAUCUCAAAUGCAGCCCAGAAAUAAGUGGAAGAGCUGUAAUCUUACUGAUUCAUUGAAACCUGACACGCUUAUAAUUCUAAGAGACGAUAGAUUGCCGCCACUACAAUGGAAGCUUGGUCGCAUAACAGAGAUUCAUCCUGGAAAGGAUAAACUUGUUCGAGUCGUUAGCAUCAAGACUAGCAAUGGUAUUGUACAACGUAGCCUUUCAAAGAUUUGUAUCGUACCGACACUCGAUUAG
Vollenhovia emeryi is the source of this 5118-nucleotide messenger RNA. RefSeq lists its product as uncharacterized. The transcript has 3 exons. The coding region runs from base 1 to 5118 and encodes 1705 amino acids. NCBI's taxonomy places the organism in Eukaryota, Metazoa, Arthropoda, Insecta, Hymenoptera, Formicidae. Gene Ontology annotation, molecular function: nucleic acid binding. The record is from RefSeq and is a predicted model, not a curated record. Gene Ontology annotation, biological process: DNA integration.